AUGGCAGCGCAAGACCCGUUCUACCUCGUUCGCGACGAAAUACAGGAUUCGGUGUCCAAGGUUCAGGAUGACUACAGCAAGUGGGAGCGGCUAGGGGCGAGCAGCCAGGAGAGGGAGACGCUCUCCAAGACGAUACUGGCCGACACAGAGACGCUCGAAUGGGAGUUAGAGGAGCUGGACAGAGCCAUAGGCAUGGCAGAGCGAGGCCCUUUGGAUUCGACUCACCUUUUCCCCCAUUCCUACCCACCCUUACUGCAGUUAGAGGAGCUGGACAGAGCCAUACGCUUGGAGGAGCUGGACAGAGCAAUAGGCGUGGCAGAGAGGGACCCAUCGCGCUUCAACAUAGAGCAGGGCGAGGUGGAGAGCAGACGCAAGUGGACAGGCAGCACGCGAUUAGAGGAGUUGGACAGAGCAAUAGGCGUGGCAGAGAGGGACCCAUCGCGCUUCAACAUAGAGCAGGGCGAGGUGGAGAGCAGACGCAAGUGGACAGGCAGCACGCGGGAUCAGAUCUCCAUGAUUCGAUCUGCCAUCCAGGCAGCGGCAGCGGAGCGGGUGGCAAUGCAGAAGGAGGCGGAGAGGAGGGAGCUGCUGAGAGUGCAGGCUGGCGCUGCUGCCAAGGCCGCUGCUAAGAGCAGUGCUGGCGGGGAGAAUGAGAGCUUUGCUGCUUCGGAGGACGACAGACAAGCACUGAUUAUGAGGUUCUUUGAGCGGGCGGCAAUGCAGAAGGAGGUGGAGAGGAGGGAGCUGCUGAGAGUGCAGGCUGGCGCUGCUGCCAAGGCCGCUGCUAAGAGCAGCGCUGGCGAGGAGAACGAGAGCUUUGCCGCUUCGGAAGAUGAUAGACAAGCACUCAUUAUGAGGUACGUGCUUACGAAGAGGUGUAGCAGACGGGUCAUUCCGGUGGGUUGGUUUGGAGACAGAAGGAGGCAGAAGGAGGCGGAGAGGAGGGAGCUGCUGAGAGUGCAGGCUGGCGCUGCUGCCAAGGCCGCUGCUAAGAGCAGCGCUGGCGGGGAGAACGAGAGCUUUGCCGCUUCGGAAGAUGAUAGACAAGCACUCAUUAUGAGGGAGCAGGACGACCAAUUGGAUGCGAUGAGUCAGAGUCUGGCUCGGAUAGGAGGCAUGGGCAUUGCCAUUCACGAGGAGCUGGGCUCCCAGGUGAGGCGCCAGGUGGUCAGGUGGUCAGGGGAGCUGACAGGUGGUCAGGUGGGCUCUCAGGUGGUCAGGUGGGAUCUCAGGUGGCCAGGUGGGCUCUCAGGUGGUCAGGUGGGAUCUCAGGUGCCCCCACAGGUGCACAGCAUGGGCAUUGACAUUCACGAAGAGCUUGGGUCCCAGGUGAGCUGCCAGGUGGCCAGGUCAGGUGAGUGA
Closterium sp. NIES-65 is the source of this 1362-nucleotide messenger RNA. The record is from the annotation of a GenBank genome assembly. NCBI's taxonomy places the organism in Eukaryota, Viridiplantae, Streptophyta, Zygnematophyceae, Desmidiales, Closteriaceae.